UUCAACAUAAGGGUAAAAAAAAUACGGUUUGCUUAUUUUGAUAAAACUUGUUUAGGGUGGCCUAAAAACGUAUAAACGCUUAAAAUUUUGCUUAUUUUAAUUAAUUACCCUUGUUAAACAGUCUUGGUCAAGAUAAAAAAUGGAGGAAGAAUCCAUCAUACCCAGUACAGUCUCUGAUAUCUCUCUCAGGUUGUUAGAUAUUUCAGACAUAGAUGAUUUCAUGGCGUGGGCUACCGAUUCUAAAGUUGCUCGCUUUUGCAAAUGGGAGCCUUACACUAGCAAAGAAGAAGGCAUAAACUUUAUUAAAGACAAAGUUGCAGCCCACCCAUGGUUCAGGGCAAUUUGCAUCGAUAACAAGCCAAUUGGUUCUAUUUCAGUCACGCCAAAUUCCGGUAGUAGUAAGUGUAGAGGUGAGCUUGGAUAUGCUUUGGCCUGGAGUUACUGGGGCAGAGGGAUUGCUACACAGGCAGUGAAGAUGGUGGCAAAAUCUGUAUUUGAUGAAUGGCCGCAUUUGGAGAGACUAGAGGCUCUUGUUGACAUUGAAAACGUGGCCUCUCAAAGGGUGCUGGAGAAAGCUGGAUUCAAGAAGGAAGGUGUUCUCAGGAAGUACUUGAUUCUGAAGGGAAGAACUCGAGAUUUCGUUAUGUUUAGUCUUCUCUCCACUGAUCCUAAAACUUAAUCAUCUGUAGAUCAUCAAAAUUGAGCAUACAGGAGGGGAAUUUCCACCAUGACCGUCUCUGUUUUGGAAAACUCCAACUUGAUUAGGAUUAAUAAGUCUCCAUAGGGGCGAAAAUAGCCAGAAAAAGGUCCCUUUCUCAGCAAUUACACAUCCUUUAGCCCUGGCGAACUAGUCAACUGAGGCGGCAAUACUUAUAUUUGGCACUUUUCCUGUUUCUCUCUUCAAUAAUUUAUCUAUCAUAUUUCAUUGUCAAUGAAACGCAAAAUAAUUUCUAUUUAUAAUUUAAUUUAAAUUUAAUAA
This is a messenger RNA of Mangifera indica (mango), 979 nucleotides long. RefSeq lists its product as uncharacterized. NCBI's taxonomy places the organism in Eukaryota, Viridiplantae, Streptophyta, Magnoliopsida, Sapindales, Anacardiaceae. Gene Ontology annotation, molecular function: acyltransferase activity, transferring groups other than amino-acyl groups. The transcript has a single exon. The record is from RefSeq and is a predicted model, not a curated record. The coding region runs from base 140 to 679 and encodes 179 amino acids.